CUGUUUUUUAGGGAAGCCACUGUAGCUCGUGGAGAAGAUUCGAAAUCACACAAGCCCGAGGGGAAACGCUCUGAUAGUAGUGAAAAAGUUGCUCAGAAGCGGGUACUUUCUUUUGCAUUUGAAGAUGACGAGGAGGAAGAGGAGGAACCAGUCAUUGUCAAGAAAGUGAGUUAUUUUAGCGGUUCUACACUUCUCCUUUGUUACUCAAGAGUUGGAAUGGACCCAACAAUUGACACAAGUUUUCUUCCGGAUAAGGAACGUGAAGCUGAGAUUGCUAGGAGAAAGGAAGAGUUAGCUGCCGAGUGGAGGGCACAACAAGAAAGGGAGAAAAAUGAAGAAAUAACAGUGGCUUUUGCUUAUUGGGAUGGAUCUAGUCAUAGGAAAAAUUUGAAGGUCAAGAAGGGAAAUACAAUAUCGCAGUUUUUGGGCUGGGCUAUAGAGGUUUUGAAAAAAGAGUUUACGGAACUAAAGACAAGCGUACCUGAAAACCUAAUGUUUGUCAAGGAGGACCUUAUCAUUCCUCAUUUCUACACGUUCCAAGAUUUUAUUGUAACCAAAGCAAUGGGUAAAACGGGACCUUUGUACGAGUUUGAUGCAGCUGGCGAUGUACGAAUACGACAGGAUGCAGCUUUAGAUUGUGGAGAAGCUCAUCCUGCAAAGGUAGUCCUUCGAGGAUGGUACGAGAAGAAUAAACACAUUUAUCCUGCUUCACGAUGGGAACCAUUUGUGCCAAACAAAAAAUAUGGACGCACCAUUGAUGAUCUAUCAACUAUUUAA
Strongylus vulgaris is the source of this 777-nucleotide messenger RNA. NCBI's taxonomy places the organism in Eukaryota, Metazoa, Nematoda, Chromadorea, Rhabditida, Strongylidae. The record is from the annotation of a GenBank genome assembly.